Molecule: messenger RNA, 1207 nt
Organism: Syzygium oleosum
Lineage: Eukaryota; Viridiplantae; Streptophyta; Magnoliopsida; Myrtales; Myrtaceae
Product: endochitinase-like
Exons: 3
Coding region: 39-992 (317 amino acids)
Biological process (GO): carbohydrate metabolic process; cell wall macromolecule catabolic process; chitin catabolic process
Molecular function (GO): chitinase activity; chitin binding
Source: RefSeq, a predicted model, not a curated record
GAACACCUCCUCGGGUAUCAUAAAGGUAAACCGAGAAAAUGCUCAUGAUCAAAACCCUAGCGAUUCUCUCUCUCCUCUCAGCCCUGACACGCGGCGCCUCUGCCGAGCAAUGCGGUAGCCAAGCCGGCGGCCAGAUGUGCCCCGGAGGGCAGUGCUGCAGCAAGUACGGGUGGUGUGGCACCACGCCUGAGUAUUGCACCGACGGAUGCCAAAGCCAAUGCGGCGGUGGCGGCGGAGGCGACGUUAGUGGCCUCAUCUCGAGAGCUACGUUCAAUCAGUUGCUGAAGCACAGGAACGACGCCGGCUGCCCCGCCAAAGGGUUCUACACGUAUGACGCUUUCGUCGCGGCCGCGAAGUCGUUCCCGGCGUUUGGAACCACCGGCGAUGCCACCACACGUAAGCGGGAGAUCGCGGCUUUCUUAGCACAGACUUCCCAUGAAACGACAGGUGGGUGGGCUAGUGCACCAGAUGGGCCAUAUUCUUGGGGUUAUUGCUAUCUGAAGGAACAAAACCCAAGCGCCUAUUGCUCUCCUAAUCCAACCUACCCUUGUGCUCCUGGCAAGCAAUACUACGGCCGUGGGCCAAUCCAGAUCUCAUGGAACUACAACUAUGGGAGAUGCGGCCAAGCAAUAGGAGUGGACCUCCUCAGGAACCCGGACCUGGUCGCGACCAACCCGGUUGUCUCGUUCAAGACGGCCAUCUGGUUCUGGAUGACCCCGCAGUCGCCCAAGCCGUCCUGCCACGACGUCAUCACGGGGCGGUGGGCCCCGUCCGCGGCGGACAAGUCGGCGGGGCGGGUCGCGGGGUAUGGGGCUGUGACCAACAUCAUCAACGGAGGCCUCGAGUGCGGCAGAGGGAAGGACGCGAGGGUGGAGGACCGGAUCGGGUUCUACAAGAGAUAUUGCGACAUCCUCGGGGUGGGUUACGGCAACAACCUCGACUGCUACAGCCAAAGGCCUUUCGGGUCUGGUCUCCUUGUGGACACCAUGUAAUUCAUAGCAGACUUUGCCUUUGUUGGUGUCCUAUACCAAUCGUUUGGUCUUUAGAUCACAUAUAAUUAGUGGUUGGGGAUGAUACGACUUAUAAAAUACGCAAUAACGUGAGGAGCUAUACCGAUUAAGCAAAGUCAUGCUUGUUGUCUGUGACUCGUUGUGUAUGAUUACAAUCAAUGAAAUAAAAACAGCCAGGGUCUUCCUUUGUCUGGUUA